This is a messenger RNA of Meira miltonrushii, 237 nucleotides long. Its product is annotated as putative NADH-ubiquinone oxidoreductase 12 kDa subunit. Lineage: Eukaryota; Fungi; Basidiomycota; Exobasidiomycetes; Exobasidiales; Brachybasidiaceae. Bases 1 to 237 code for a protein of 78 amino acids. The record is from RefSeq and is a predicted model, not a curated record. The transcript has 3 exons.
AUGAGCAAGCUACCCAGUACAGAAGAGCUACAAGCUACCCUAAAGGAUCGCGAUCAUCAAAUUCGCGAACAAUGGAUCAAAGUAUAUGAAGCACGUUUAGUUCGUGAAGAGCUCACAAAGUGUCAUCGGGCAGAAGGUGUGAAUCAUUAUGAAGCUUGUCAUGAUUUGGUACAACAUUAUCUAGAGUUGCUAAAAGAUGCAAAGGUAAAAGGAUGGAGACAGAUCGAUCGCGAAUAA